Periophthalmus magnuspinnatus is the source of this 4645-nucleotide messenger RNA. RefSeq names its product zinc finger DHHC-type palmitoyltransferase 3b (gene zdhhc3b). The transcript is spliced from 7 exons. Gene Ontology annotation, molecular function: protein-cysteine S-palmitoyltransferase activity. Gene Ontology annotation, biological process: protein targeting to membrane; peptidyl-L-cysteine S-palmitoylation. The record is from RefSeq and is a predicted model, not a curated record. Gene Ontology annotation, cellular component: Golgi apparatus; endoplasmic reticulum. NCBI's taxonomy places the organism in Eukaryota, Metazoa, Chordata, Actinopteri, Gobiiformes, Gobiidae. Bases 397 to 1293 code for a protein of 298 amino acids.
GGGCAGUGAUUGGUUAAACGCGCACACUUCCUGGUAGGCUGUACGUGUUGUUGUUCAGUUAUUCGUCUAAAUUUCCUUUUCUGAACCUACCAAAACUGAAACCACGGAUAAAUUGAGCAACAUUGCUCUUUAAAGAUUCCACCCUGUCGUUAGCAUACGGUCAGGUGGAAGUUUUAGCGGGCCAUCGAAACAGAAAGGGCGGCGGUGAGAGUGGACUCGAGCCACGGAGCUCCAAACCACAGUAACCCGGAGAAGAGAGCGCUUUAGCCGGGGAAGCGUUAGCAGCGAUCGGUGAAGAACAAGACUGCUCCUACUUCAUCUGGACGUUAAAUAAAAGAGCCACUUGCAAACUUUGUGAACGAAUUGGGGGAGUGUGAGCAUGAGGUUGGAUUGAGAAUGAAGAGUCCCGCCCACCGCACCCGGGACAUCGAGCGUCAGCCUGGAUACCUGCGCCCCGAACACUGUGCCCCUCCCCCUCCCCGCACCUCCUCGGACACCAUGUGGUUCAUUCGGGACGGGUGCGGCAUUGUGUGCGGGAUCAUUACCUGGUUCCUGGUCUUAUACGCAGAGUUCGUGGUGGUUUUCGUGAUGUUGCUCCCGAUGAAAAACGUGGCCUAUAGUCUCUUCAAUGGAGUCCUGUUUAAUGGACUGGCCUUCCUCGCCUUAGCCUCCCACGCCAGGGCCAUGUGCACAGACCCGGGAGCUGUGCCAAAGGGGAAUGCGACCAAAGAAUUCAUCGAGAGUCUGCAGCUCAAACCGGGACAGGUGGUAUACAAGUGUCCCAAAUGCUGCAGCAUCAAACCCGACCGGGCACACCACUGCAGUGUUUGUAAGCGCUGCAUUAAAAAGAUGGACCAUCACUGUCCCUGGGUCAACAACUGUGUGGGAGAGAACAACCAGAAAUACUUUGUUCUUUUCACUAUGUAUAUUGCACUGAUCUCCUUCCACGCUCUCAUUAUGGCGGCCUUCCAUUUUGUUUUCUGUUUUGAACAGGACUGGGCAAAGUGCAGUAAUUUCUCUCCUCCGGCCACUGUGAUCCUGCUGAUCCUGCUGUGCUUCGAGGGGCUGCUCUUCCUCAUUUUCACCGCUGUGAUGUUUGGGACUCAGGUCCACUCCAUCUGCUCUGAUGAGACCGGGAUUGAGCAGUUGAAGAAAGAGGAGCGACGAUGGGCCAAAAAGUCCAAAUGGAUGAACAUGAAGGUGGUUUUCGGACACCCUUUUUCAGUGGCCUGGCUCAGUCCUUUUGCCACCCCGGACCACGGCAAAGCAGACGUUUACCAGUACAUCGUGUGAGGAAAGAUAAAUGAUAACAUAUGAACUCCGAAACCACUCUUAUAUAUUUUCUUUAUGGAUAUAUCUUGGUGUUCUAUUGUAAACUUGAUUGAAAAUAUGUUUUUUUAAGUGUCACGUUUUCUUUUUAUUAUUCUUGUUGGGUGCUGAUAGAGAUUUUGGAAGUAUGGGUGCUUCUUAAGUAAUAAAAUACUCUGGAAAUAAUUAAUUAAGCUAUUAAAUUCAAAUCACACUAAGUCAAAUUUAAAUAACAUUUUGUGUAGCCUUUGCACACUUUAGCGUUUAGUUAUUUUAAUUGUGACCUAAUCUGAAAUGCAUAUUGAAGAUAAAGAAAACAGGUAAGCCAUAUACAAUAAAUUCUACAUAACUAAAUUAUAUAAAUAGUGCAUAUGGCUUUUACUUAAAUACUUAAAACUAUUUAUUUUUAGUUAAUUAUGUUCCAUUGUAUUUUAAUUUCUUCAGAUGUACCGGUUUAACUGUUUUACUCUUACACAAAUUUCCACAUUACAACUUCAUAACUCUGAAACUCUGACAAAACCACUGAGCACUUAAAAUCAGUAAAAGCAACAAAAGUGACUGAAGGUAUCACCAAAACGUCAAACCAUUUCUACAAUCCUCGACAAUAAUGUGAAAUGAAUGUUGUUGCCCAAAAGCACCAGGUCAGAUUUGAACCUGUGCCUAGCUUUUGUCUUCCUUUAUUACUGUAAUCAUUUGUCACUUGCUGAAUACGGUAGUUAGUUCUGUCGAAUGCUGGAAAAAAAAUGCCUUAGAUUUUAGAGAUAUUUGUCAUUGUUGCCUUAAUAUGACAGUCAGGAUGAGACUGGAUUAUACUGGGUAAUAAUAAUGGAUUAUUUGAUCAUUUUAAUAGUUUAUAUUGUUCACUUUGACCUGGCAUUUGAACACACCUCAAGCUUUAAAAAUAUCAGGAUAUAUAGCGAUAGAGAAUUAUUAUUUCAUUAAUUUGUGUGGAUACAUUACUUUAUAACAAAAAAAAACUACCCUUAAACUUAUUUAUGCUAUUAAAGUGUAUAAACUAGACUCAAAAGUAAGUUAUGAUUGGCCAGAGUGUUCAGUAUUUGACUUAACUUUCUAAUAAUUUAAAAUGAGCCUAGAUGAGACGACAACUACUGUUAAAUCUGGUGUUUGAUUCCUCUCUCCACCAGUACAUAUUGCCAUUUUGUCUUUGGGCAUGUCUGCUUCCUUGAUUUUAAGUGUUAUUAAUGCGCAAUAAAGAAAAAGAAGACCAACUUACCAUUUAGUUUACAAAAAAAUUAUAAUAAAACUUUUCAGGGUAAUCAUGUAUAGUUGUACUAUUAAAUCAGCUUUCUUCACCGACUUUGUCACACCAUGUUUCUGAGUGUCACCAGGUCCAAACCGGAUUUGACUUAAACAAGAUUAAACUGAACCAGACUGUAAAUUCUAAAUACAAACUUAACUCAUAGGAAGUCUAAAUGUGAAUCAAACUGAUUAAAUUAGAAGGUGCACUAUGUGACUUUUCUGGUGCAGCGUCCACCACCUUCUUCCCUAUCUCUCUGUAGAUGUUAUUGAUUUCUUUGGAUGUAAUGUUCCACCGUAAGGCAUUAUAGCUGUUUUUCUCCAUGGAGACAAGUAGGUGGAAUAUUCCAGGCAAAGCAGAAGCAAAGUGGACCCUCACCAGAAAAGUUAGACAGUGCGCAUUUAAACAAAGAUAAGAUUACCUCACCAAAUUUCUUUUAACAUCACUGUAUUAUGAGUAAUCAGAACAGUUUUCGUACUUUCUUUACUUUGCUUCUGUUAAGUUUUAAAUGCCAAGUUUAAAGUGUCUCUUCCUUAUUGGCUAACAUCACAGCUGUGCUCCUCUGACUUGAUUGCAUGACAAAAAUAAACACUAUUAGCAAAGCCAUCACUGUGAGGGCCAUCUGGAAGAGGCAAAACACUAGAUGCUCCAUAAACUGACUUUGUUGUAACUACCUGUUUGGUUUUACAUCACCAGCUCUGGUCAAAACAUCAGGCAAACAAGCAAUACGUUCUACAGAAGCCGUGAGCAAGUAGCAACAAACUGUCACUUAUUUUAUGUUCAGAUUUGUGCCCACUCAACAAGGAAACGUGAAAAAUUACCAAGCAGGUGUGACUUUGCUGACCAGUGAAUUGAAUAACAGAAUAUAUCUUCAACAUGGCACCUGAGAGUGGACACUUUUUCCUCUUAGAUACAGAAAGACAGAAAGAAGUCAAAGAAGAGGAUUUAAGGGAGUUUGACGAGAUUGAGAGCUCUGGUUGGACUUCGGUUACUCCUGAGUCUGUCCUGGUUUAGACCUGAUUUUGUGCUGAUGGGUUAGACCUGGGCUAUUCCUGAUUCAGACCUGACCUGGUUUAGCCUCAGUUCGGUUAAGGGAACUUUCACACUUGCACUGUCGCCACAUCUAAAUUGGUUCUAAAUGGAACUAAACCAGGGAUUAAAUCUGGAACCAAGCCAGGACCAAGCCAGGACCAAGCCAGGACCAAGCCAGGACCAAGCCAGGACCAAGCCAGGACCAAGCCAGGACCAAGCCAGGACCAAGCCAGGACCAAGCCAGGACCAAGCCAGGAGUAAACCAGGAGUAAACCAGGACUAAACCAAGCCUAAACCAGGACUAGAAGGGCCAAACUAAGUCUACAUUAAGACUCAAAUUAGGCUCAAACCAGCUCCAAGCCAGGACAAGUAUGAAUGCAUCCUUAGGCCUGCUAGAUUAGACCUGGUUUAGUCCUAGUUUAGACCUGGUUAAAUCCAGAUGGGCCAGACCUGGUUUAGUCCAGAUGGGCCAGACCUGGUUUAGUCCUGGUUUAAUCCAGAUGGGUUAGACCUGGUUUAGUCCACCGUGGCAGUGGACAGUAUUAGGGAAGAAAUGUGAGAUUUUAUUACUGUUUAGUAUAGUAUUUACUAUUAAUAUUGUUUCACUGUUUGACAGAGGCUUAACCAAGACUGAAAAUCUUUAAUUCUGCGAUACACUAUGCUACGCAAGUUAUCAGAAGUGGUCCAAGGAAAGAAGUGAUAGUUAUAACGUUUGACUGGUAACAAAAUGAAAAAAAAAUUGUAUAAAUUGCCUUUCCUAGUGUCUUGACGAGCCUUAGGUACAAAAGACAUGUUGAAUUUGCUGACAUCUGUUGCCAAAUUAGCUUAAACACAUAAACAAAUGGAUUGAGAGGUAGGCUUUUAAAAUGAGUUUUAAAUGCUGGAAUACAGUUUACACAUAAAACACACCAGCUUUGUUGUUUUUCUCAUAUUAAGUAUGUGUGUAAGUGGUCUUAUGUGGACUGUUUGUGCUGACUGGCCACAAAUGUUGCUUUUGUUGUUAUUGUUUGAAUGGGGAAUAAAAUAUAUAUGUGACAAACAGAUAAA